AUGGCAGAGCGGAGGUUCGGGAUAGGCUAUGCUUUGGCACCGAAGAAGCAGCAGAGCUUCAUCCAAGAGUCGCUGGUCGGCCUCGCCAGAUCGCGCGGCAUCGAUCUCGUACGGAUCGACACUGAGCGCUCGCUGGCUGAUCAGGGGCCGUUCGAUUGUGUGAUGCACAAGUUGUACGGAAACGAUUGGAAGCGGCAGCUGGAGGAGUUCAGGGUGAAGAACCCUAAUGCGGUGAUAAUCGACUCGCCGGAGGCGAUCGAGCGGCUGCACAAUCGGAUUUCGAUGCUGCAGGUGGUUUCGGAGCUGAAAAUCGAGCACGAGAGUGACACGUUUGGGAUUCCGAAGCAGAUUGUGAUAUACGACAAGGAAACGCUGUUUGAUCGCCAGGCUUGGGAGGGUCUGAAGUUCCCGGUAAUCGCAAAGCCUCUGGUCGCCGACGGCAGCGCCAAGUCGCACAAAAUGGCCCUGGUUUUCAACCACGACGGGCUCGACAACCUCAAACCCCCAAUUGUGCUUCAGGAGUUUGUGAACCAUGGCGGCGUCAUCUUCAAGGUGUAUGUGGUUGGAGAACAUGUGAAAUGCGUGAAGCGUAAGUCACUCCCUGACGUUUCCGAAGAAGAGAAAUUGGGAAGCUUGGAUGGCUUGUUGUCGUUCUCGCAGAUAUCCAAUCUUGCAAACAAUGAGAGAACUGAUGACAAGUACUACAAGAUGAUGCAGUUGGACGACACAGAGAUGCCGCCACAGAGCUUUAUCACUGAUAUUGCAAGAGGGUUGCGGCAAGGGCUGAGGUUGAACCUGUUUAACUUUGAUGUGAUUCGGGACGCGAGGUUUGGUAACCGGUAUUUGAUAAUUGACAUUAAUUACUUUCCUGGAUAUGCCAAAAUGCCGGGUUACGAGACUCUGUUGACUGAUUUCUUUUGCGAUAUUAUGCAAAAGAAAGAGAAAGAUGGGGCGGAGAACACUGGUUUGGAUAGUUAUGAGGUACUUAGCUGUGAUGACGAAGUGAGGAAAAUUGUAAGUAGUGAUGGGGAUGAUGGAGGUGAUCUUAACGUAGAAGAGGAGAACCCAAUUCAAGUUUGA
Messenger RNA from Prunus armeniaca (apricot), 1080 nucleotides. Lineage: Eukaryota; Viridiplantae; Streptophyta; Magnoliopsida; Rosales; Rosaceae. The record is from the annotation of a GenBank genome assembly.